Messenger RNA from Coffea arabica (coffee), 2436 nucleotides. The record is from RefSeq and is a predicted model, not a curated record. NCBI's taxonomy places the organism in Eukaryota, Viridiplantae, Streptophyta, Magnoliopsida, Gentianales, Rubiaceae.
AAUUCCAGCGAAGGAGAUUGCGUGCCAAGAUCACAUACAAUUUCCUUUCCAUAUUCCGUAUCCAAUAAUUUAAUCUAUCAAUCAAUGGAUAAAAGAUUAAGCAAUCGAAUUUAGAAUACAGAAGUUUGCAUGUGACUGUAGCCUGCUGCAGCGUUUGUCGACGAAAUUGGCGUUGGUAUCACAAUUCACAUACUCAGCAACUUUCCCCGACCCCUACUUUUGCCCCUUGGCUACUCUGAAACUUUCUACGGAUUCACAUUCGAUUAAACAUUACACCCACCUGAUAGCUAUCCAUAUAUAUAUAUAUAUAUAGUAGCAGCAGCAGUAGUAGUAUUUCUCAUCUCAUCAUCCCUGCUCAGAUGUGUAAACUGACAUAAACGGCAAGUCAAAAAGGAAGUGGAAAAUGGAGAAGAAUUACAACCUAACAGAGUUCUUGUGCACUUUUCUCGCACUCGUUUCCUCCAUUUCCUUGGUGCAACCAACUUCGGCUGCCACAACCCCAUCAGCCUACACAAACUUCGUGAAAACCAGAUGCAGCGCCACGACCUAUCCAGCAGUUUGCAUCAGAACGCUUUAUCCCUACGCCUCUUACGUCCAAACCAACCCCUUAAAGCUCUGUAAGACGGCCCUCAGCGUAGCCAUACAAGGCGCCGGCAACACAUCCGCCAAGGUAUCAAAGCUGGCCUCUCGGAGAGGGUACUAUUCGCGCAUGGAAGCUGCGGCCCUCAAAGACUGCAUGUAUGAUGUGAAAGAUGCGAUUUCUGAGCUCAAGCAAGCUCUUGGCGCAAUGACACGUCUUGGAGGUGCCGACCGGCAGUUCCAAUGGGCUAAUGCCAAGACUUGGGGUAGCGCUGCCAUAACGGAUCUGGAGUCAUGCCUGGAUGGAUUUGCUGGGAGAAAAAUUAGUCCUGCCCUCAGGGCAAAUAUCAAAAGUUUCGUAGUACCUCCACAAAGGCUUAUAAGCAAUGCUCUAUACCUAAUCAACCAUCUUUACCAGCAGUGAUUAAAUUGCUUUUUGUCUGUCGCAGUAAAUUGUUUGUCUGGAAUUAAUUUCUGGAUGGCUUUCACUUUUCACACCAAUCUGCACUUCAUUUUGGUAGCACUAACAGCACUGUCAACAUGCACGCGACAAUUGUAAUUUAUGAAAUUCCAUAGGCAUGAUGGUAUUAUAAAUAAUAACAGUGGAGCUUCUGCCUCAUUUUUUUUUUCCAACUACGAGUGAUUCAAUCGUGUACACUUCUCAGGAAACUCAAAGUUUUCAAUUCUUUGUUGCUGUUUUAUUAUCUAGUCUAGUACAAAAUCUGCAAUACUUAUAGCUCAUCGAGAGUGCGGCCAACAUUGGCUCCCAACUGGUAGACUAGGGAAUUUGGUCUGGUGGACAGGUUUUUGCCCAUUGCCGAAUUACAAAUUUGUAAGUUGGGAAGCUUAAAUGUCCAAGACUACAAUCUUGUUGGCCGUGGAAGCGUUGUUUGCUAAAUCCCUAACUUGUUGCAAGGCCGGGUGUUGACGACUUACCAACGACUUGCAGCAAGCUUCCUCUUGAUUUGUGGCUAAAUCCAAUAUAAAGUCCGCACAUUUUUCUUAUGCCAUCAUCCCUCAGCAGCUUUCAGUUUUGAACAUUUCUACAAACUCGUGCGGAACUUUUAAUUGCUGGAGAGUUUCUACGCUGUCGCUCAUCUUACCCACGCAGUCGAACGAUGCAAUUUGCUGUUCUGGCCUCCAACCCCCUGACCCGCUGCUUUUGUCAUGAAGUUCCUGGCCUUGGACAAGGACUUUGACAGGACUUUUCGGUACCAUUCCAGCGAAUCAAAUUAAUGCGGGAAUCAACAUCGUGGGUUUUCUUGCAUAAGGCCUCUAGAUUCCCUUCUGCAGCAUCUGGGGCAGUUGCACCUGGGGCAGCUGCUACCGCGACAUUAUUUGGAAUAAUUGACUAUCCAAUUAUUAGGAAAUGUAAAUGUGUUAUUUGGAAUAAUUAGCUAUCCAAUAAGAUAAGAGGAGGAUGGUUGGGAAAUGUAAAUGGGUUAUUACUACUAUUAUUCAAGGGUUGAAAGAAGAAUAUUUGGGUCCUUAGAAUUAGGCCCCUACCCCCCAUCGCAAGUGUCAAAGCAAGCCGCCGGAAGAUUGGAAAUCUUCAUAGGAUCAAAAUUAGACCGCAAUGACAACAAAUUCUGCGUCCUCCAGCUCUUUUCCAAUUUUCCAUUCCACCUCGGAAUGAGAUGCUGGUCGCCGCCGAUGAUUUACGAUACGAUACUUACUACUAACUACUCGAUCGAUAUUCGAUGCAUGCUAUUGCUAGGGUAGUCCUCACUUAUUAGAAGGGAUGUUUGGAUCGACUUAAGCUAUUUCAUUAACAUGGGGCUAGGGCUGCAAACGAAUCGAAUCGCUCGUGAGCGGCUCGAGUCAAGUUCGAGUUCAGAAUAUUAAACUCGUUAGCUC